This is a messenger RNA of Benincasa hispida (wax gourd), 1342 nucleotides long. Its product is annotated as Acyl-CoA N-acyltransferases (NAT) superfamily protein. Lineage: Eukaryota; Viridiplantae; Streptophyta; Magnoliopsida; Cucurbitales; Cucurbitaceae. Gene Ontology annotation, molecular function: acyltransferase activity, transferring groups other than amino-acyl groups. The record is from RefSeq and is a predicted model, not a curated record.
UUAUGGUCCAUGAUUUUUUUUAAAAGUUUUUAACUUCAUUGCAUUAAUCGAGGAGACCAAGUUUAAUAAUCAGUGAUGACGCCAGAAUCGGAUCUUAUCGAUUCCCCUGGGGCUGCAAUUACCGAGAUUUGCAUUCUAUGGCCAUAGCCUUCUCUUUCUCUCCUCCUCUGGAUCUACACCGCCAUCGCCUUCUUCCACGCCACUUCCUACACCAUCGAACUUUUCCUACUCUUCCCAUUUCUUCAUACCCAUUUCCCCUUUUACUCAAAACUCAGAAUCACUCCUUCAGAACUUCAUCAGCUCCCCUUCAUUCCUCACCCACGACAUUGGACUCUUCGUUUCUCGAAGACCCACUUCGAACUGGUCGAUUUCUGACCAACGAUGAGUUCGAGAAGCUCAAGCUACUUGGGGAUUUUGGGUAUUUUCAGGAAUUGGAAUCUGGGUUCAUUUGGGUUCGGGUUAUGAGGGAUGAUGAACUUGAUGCCACGGUUGGGUUGCUCGCUGAAUCAUUUGCAGAGUCCAUGUUCUGGCCUUCUGGCUAUAUUUCUUUGUUGAGGUUUUUGGUUAAACAGUAUUUGAUUGAAAGAAGGGCUCUGAUGCCACACACAGCCACACUUAUUGGGUUUUAUAAAGGUAAGGAUGGAGACGAAGAUGAGGCUGAACAGUUGGCUGGGACAGUUGAGGUUUGCUUUGAUAAGAGAGGUGCCAAUGCAUCUCCCCCCACUCCCGCACCUCCCAAGGAUUCGCCUUACAUAUGCAAUAUGACAGUUAAAAAGGAGCUUCGGAGGAGGGCUAUUGGGUGGCAUCUUUUAAAGGCUGGUGAGGAAUUGAUAUCACAAAUGAGUACCUCAAGGGAGGUGUAUCUGCAUUGUAGAAUGAUCGACACAGCUCCUUUCAACAUGUAUACAAAAGCUGGCUACAGCGUUGUACAAACAGAUACCAUAAUAAUCUUGUUGAUGCUGCAGAGGCGCAAGCACUUGAUGUGCAAGAAGCUUCCUGCCAUGACCAUGAGCAAUCCUUCUGAAUCAGAUGUACCAUUUUCUCUUGAAGAAUGAAGUUGUGAAUGGUAUAGAAAACUUGCUGCACUUUCUGCUGAGGUAGAUAACAUCAUGGGCAUAUUAUUCCCCUGCCACUUCUACUAAUUUUUUCCCUUUCUCUUCUUUAAAGCCAAGGAUUGCUUGUAAAAUUACUCUGUACAUAUCUGUAGAUUAUAGACUAUAACUUCGAGGUCCUUUUUAAUCAACUUCUUUCUUGAUUAUCUUUUGUUCAAUAAAAUAAAGUUAUGGAAGUUGAUUCAGUCCUUACAAUAACUAUGUUUGGUGAGUGUGAGCUCUUUAUGUUA